AUGCGGGCGCACACCUCUGAACGGCAGCUCCUGAAAAGAACCUGGCUGUCAAACCCGCCCCGCCCCGCCCCGCCCCGCCUCUUCCCCAGCCUGGAGCCUGGCUCUGAAGGCUGCUCUGGGACUGAGAGACCGACAGACCGAGGGCUGUUGGACUGAGGGCUCCCAAUGGCCUCACCGGGACAACCCUGCACCGACCUGCGGGUCUGGAACCAGACACAGCAGGAACCUGUGACCCAUCACUUGCUCAGCCUGUGCUUCCUGAGAACAGCCGGGAGCUGGGCGCCCCCCAUGUACCUCUGGGUCCUCGGCCCCAUCUACCUUUUCUACAUUCAUCGCCAUGGCAGGUGCUACCCGAUGUCCUACCUCUUCAAAGUCAAAAUGGUGCUUGGCUUCGCUCUCAUACUUCUACACACCUUCAACGUGGCCAUGCCCCUGUGGAGGAUCCGGCAGGGGAUGCCCCAGGCACCAGAGCUUCUCAUUCACCCUACCGUGUGGCUCACCACCAUGAGCUUUGCCACCUUCCUGAUUCACGUGGAGAGAAAGAAGGGAGUUCGGGCUUCCGGGGUGUUAUUUGGAUACUGGCUGCUCUGCUGUCUCUUGCCAGCUAUCAAUGCGGCCCAGCAGGCCACUGCAGGGAACUUCCACCAUGAGCCCCUCCACCCCUUGGCCACCUACCUGUGCUUGUUCCUGGUGGUGGCAGAGUUCAUGCUGUCCUGUCUGGUGGACCAGCCACCCUUCUUCUCAGAAGACUCCCAGCCAUUGCCAUUUAGCAAAAUCUUCCUCAGCUCGUUUCCCUCCAAGGCCAUGUUCUGGUGGGCUUCUGGGCUGCUGUGGAGGGGCUACAGGAAGCUGCUGGGACCAAAAGACCUCUGGUCACUUGGAAGAGAAAACUCUUCAGAGGAACUCGUUUCCCAGCUGGAGAGGGAAUGGAGGAGGAACUGCGGUGUGCUGCUGGGGCACUCCAAGUUGUUUAAGAGCAAAGGACUCAGUGCUGCUGCAGCCCCUGAGACAGAGGCCUUCCUGCAGCCAGAGAGGAGGCCGCGGGGCCCUCUGCUCAGGGCUAUCUGGCGUGUGUUCCGAUCCACCUUCCUGCUGGGGACCGUCAGCCUGGUCAUCAGUGACGCCUUCAGGUUCGCUGUCCCCAAGCUCCUCAGCUUAUUCCUGGAGUUCAUGGGUGAUCGUGACUCCCCGGCUUGGGUGGGCUGGCUCCUGGCUGUGCUGAUGUUCUUGUCAGCCUGCCUACAGACCCUGUUUGAGCAGCAGCACAUGUACAGGGUCAAGGUCCUGCAGAUGAGGCUGCGAACAGCCAUCACCGGUCUGGUGUACAGAAAGGUCCUGGUUCUGUCCAGUGGUUCCAGAAAGUCCAGCGCAGCAGGGGACGUGGUCAACCUGGUGUCAGUGGACAUCCAGCGGCUGACGGAGAGCGUCCUCUACCUCAAUGCUCUGUGGCUGCUCUUCCUCUGGAUCAGCAUCUGCUUUGUCUACCUGUGGCAGCUCCUUGGACCCUCUGCCCUCACAGCCAUUGCCGUCUUCCUGAGCCUCCUCCCUCUGAAUUUCUUCAUUACCAAGAAAAGGAGCUACCAUCAGGAAGAACAGAUGAGGCAGAAAGCCUCCCGAGCACGGCUCACCAGCUCCAUACUCAGAACUGUAAGAACCAUCAAGUCCCAUGGCUGGGAGCAAGCCUUCCUCGAGAGACUCCUCCAUAUUCGGGGCCAGGAGCUAGGCACUCUGAAGAUUUCCACCCUCCUCUUCUCUGUGUCUCUCGUGUCCUUCCAAGUGUCUACAUUUCUGGUGGCGCUGGUUGUGUUUGCUGUCCACACCCUGGUGGCAGAGGACAACGCCAUGGAUGCAGAGAAGGCUUUUGUGACCCUCACAGUGCUCAGCAUCCUUAACAAAGCCCAGGCCUUCCUGCCCUUCUCUGUACACUGCAUUGUUCAGGCUCGAGUGUCCUUCGACCGGCUGGCUGCCUUCCUAUGUCUGGAAGAAGUAGACCCCAAUGGCAUAGACUCAAGUCCCUCCAGAUGCUCCUCAAAAGAUCAAAUCUCUGUACACAAUGGCACUUUUGCUUGGUCCCAGGAGAGCCCUCCCUGCCUGCACGGGAUCAACCUCACCGUGCCCCAGGGCUGUCUGCUGGCUGUUGUGGGCCCAGUGGGGGCUGGGAAGUCCUCCCUGCUGUCUGCCCUGCUCGGGGAGCUGUUGAAGGUAGAAGGGUCUGUGAGCAUUGAGGGUUCCGUGGCCUACGUGCCCCAGGAGGCCUGGGUCCAGAAUACCUCAGUGGUGGAGAAUGUGUGCUUCAGGCAGGAGCUGGACCUGCCCUGGUUGCAGAAAGUUCUGGAAGCCUGUGCUCUGGAGUCUGAUGUGGCCAGCUUCCCUGCAGGAGUCCACAGCCCAAUAGGGGAGCAGGGCAUGAAUCUUUCUGGGGGCCUGAAGCAGCGACUGAGCUUGGCUCGGGCUGUGUACAGAAAGGCUGCUGUGUACCUUCUGGAUGAUCCCCUGGCGGCCCUGGAUGCCCAUGUCAGCCAGCAUGUCUUCAAACAGGUCAUUGGACCCAGUGGACUCCUUCAGGGUACGACUCGGAUCCUUGUGACGCACACGCUACACGUCCUGCCCCAGGCUGACCAGAUCCUGGUGCUGGUCAAUGGGGCCAUCACAGAGAUGGGCUCUUACCAGGACCUUCUGAACAGAAACGGAGCCCUAGUGGGACUUCUGGAUGGAGCCAGACAGCACGCAGGAGGAGGAGAAGGUACACAUGCUGAGGCUGCCAGUGAUGACCUUGGAGGUUUUCUUGGAAGUGGGAGGCCCAAGAGCAGACCAGAAAGGCUCAGGCCCAUCGAGUCAGCCGCUAUGAAGGACAGAACCACUUCAGAGGCACAGACAGAGCCUUCUCUGGAUGACCCUAAGGGGACAGGAUUGACAACAGAAGAGGACAGCGUGCAGUAUGGCCGGGUGAAGACCACCACGUACCUGAGCUACCUGAAGGCGGUGGGCACACCCCUGUGCACCUACACCCUGUUUCUCUUCUUCUGCCAGCAAGUGGCGUCCUUCUGCCAGGGCUACUGGCUGAGCCUCUGGGCUGAUGACCCGGUCGUGGACGGACGGCAGAAGCAUGCAGCCCUGCGUGGCUGGGUCUUUGGACUCCUGGGCUGUCUCCAAGCCAUCGGACUGUUUGCCUCCAUGGCUGCGGUGUUCCUGGGAGGGGUUCGAGCCUCCGCUCUGCUUUUCCGGAGCCUCCUGUGGGAUGUAGCUCGCUGUCCCAUCGGCUUCUUCGAGUGCACGCCUGUCGGGAGACUGCUGAACCGCUUCUCCAAGGAGACGGACACGGUGGAUGUGGGCAUCCCGGACAAGCUGAGGUCGCUGCUGACCUAUGCCUUCGGCCUCCUGGAGGUCGGCCUAGCGGUGUCAAUGGCCACACCUCUGGCCAUGGUGGCCAUCUUGCCGCUCAUGCUCCUCUAUGCCGGGUUUCAGAGCCUUUAUGUGGCCACAUCUUGCCAACUGAGAUGCCUGGAGUCAUCCAGCUACUCAUCUGUGUGUUCCCAUAUGGCUGAGACCUUCCAGGGCAGUCCGGUAGUCAGGGCCUUCCAGGCCCAGGGACCCUUCACGGCACAGCACGACGCCCUUAUGGAUGAGAACCAGAGGGUCAGUUUUCCCCGACUGGUGGCUGACAGGUGGUUGGCUGCCAACCUGGAGCUCCUGGGGAAUAGCCUGGUGUUCGUGGCCACUCUGUGUGCUGUGCUGAGCAAGGCUCACCUGAGUGCCGGCCUCGUGGGCUUCUCAGUCUCAGCUGCCCUCCAGGUGACACAGACCCUGCAGUGGGUGGUCCGCAGCUGGACAGAUCUGGAGAACAGCAUGGUGGCGGUGGAGCGCGUGCAGGACUACACCCACAUCCCCAAAGAGGCUCCCUGGAGGCUGUCUACCUGUGCAGCCCAGCCUCUCUGGCCUACUCGGGGACAGAUUGAGUUCCGGGACUUUGGGCUCAGACACCAACCAGAGCUGCCGCUGGCUGUGCAGGGUGUGUCCCUGAAGAUCCAUGCAGGAGAGAAGGUGGGCAUCGUGGGCAGGACAGGGGCCGGGAAGUCCUCCCUGGCUUGGGGCCUGCUGAGGCUUCAGGAGGCUGCUGAGGGUAAUAUCUGGAUUGACGGGGUCCCCAUCACCCAUGUGGGACUGCACACGCUGCGGUCCCGAAUCACCAUCAUCCCUCAGGACCCUGUCCUGUUCCCAGGCUCUCUACGCAUGAACCUGGACCUGCUUCAGGAACACACAGAUGAAGACAUCUGGGCAGCGCUGGAGACGGUGCAGCUCAAGGCCUUUGUGGUCAGCCUGCCUGGCCAGCUGCAGUAUGAGUGUGUGGGCCAGGGAGAUGACCUGAGCGUGGGUCAAAAGCAGCUCCUAUGUCUGGCACGUGCCCUUCUCCGGAAAACCCAGAUCCUCAUCCUGGACGAGGCCACUGCCUCCGUGGACCCAGGGACAGAGAUGCAGAUGCAGGCGGCCCUGGAGCACUGGUUUGCUCGGUGCACAGUACUGCUCAUUGCUCACCGCUUGCGCUCUGUAAUGGACUGUGCCAGGGUUGUGGUCAUGGAUGAGGGACAGGUGGCAGAGAGUGGCAGCCCAGCCCAGUUGCUGGCCCAGAAAGGCCUGUUUUACAGGCUAGCCCAGGAGUCAGGCCUUGCUUGA
Molecule: messenger RNA, 4671 nt
Organism: Chionomys nivalis (European snow vole)
Lineage: Eukaryota; Metazoa; Chordata; Mammalia; Rodentia; Cricetidae
Product: ATP-binding cassette sub-family C member 6-like
Biological process (GO): transmembrane transport
Cellular component (GO): membrane
Molecular function (GO): ABC-type transporter activity; ATP hydrolysis activity; ATP binding
Source: RefSeq, a predicted model, not a curated record